GCAGAGGUAGGCAGGGUUCCCGAGCGGCUCUCCAGGCUCCCUGAGCUGGGCCUUGGGGGUCCACCGGCUUCUUGGCCCGAGCUGCUGCGCGUGCAGAUGGCCUUGAGCGAUCGCCGGACCCCGCUGCGGUGGCCAAGUACAGGGCUUGUGGCUGGGACCCCUGAGAACCAGGAGCCAGACUGUGCCCAGCUUUCCAGGCCAGAGCCACGGGCAGGCACAAGUCUGUCAGGCCGCCACCAGCCCUGGUCCAGCCGUCAGGGCCCAUCCGACCGUCAGCGAUGUUUUAUUUCCACUGCCCGCCACAGCUAGAGGGCACUGCGCCCUUUGGGAACCACUCUACUGGGGAUUUCGAUGAUGGGUUUCUUAGAAGAAAACAGCGCAGGAACCGGACGACCUUCACUCUUCAGCAGCUGGAAGCUCUGGAGGCAGUCUUCGCCCAAACACACUACCCAGAUGUCUUCACCAGAGAAGAGUUAGCUAUGAAAAUAAACCUCACAGAAGCCAGAGUGCAGGUUUGGUUCCAGAACAGAAGAGCCAAAUGGAGGAAGACAGAGAGAGGGGCCUCUGACCAGGAGCCAGGGGCCAAGGAACCCAUGGCAGAGGUGACACCACCACCAGUGAGGAACAUCAACUCUCCACCCCCAGGGGACCAGGCCCGGAGUAAAAAGGAAGCCCUGGAGGCCCAGCAGAGCCUGGGACGCACAGUGGGCCCUGCUGGGCCUUUCUUCCCUUCCUGUUUGCCAGGGACCCUCCUGAACACAGCCACUUAUGCCCAGGCCCUGUCCCACGUGGCAUCUCUGAAAGGGGGCCCACUGUGCUCUUGCUGUGUCCCAGACCCUAUGGGGCUUUCCUUCCUCCCCACUUAUGGCUGCCAGAGUAACCGCACCGCCAGCGUGGCUGCCCUGCGCAUGAAGGCCCGCGAGCAUUCAGAAGCUGUCCUUCAGUCUGCCAACCUUCUGCCAUCCACCAGCAGCAGCCCGGGCCCUGCCUCCAAGCAGGUGCCUCCAGAAAGCAGCCAGGACAAGACCUCCCCAACCAAGGAACAGAGCGAGGGAGAGAAGAGCGUAUGAGGGUCCAGAGUACCCGGCUGGGAGCAGCCUCAGCCCUGCCAUCCUCUGAACCACAAGGAGUAGCUGCCUCCUCAUGGAUCUGGCAGGGAAGGGGAGACCUGAAGCUGGUUGAGACCUGGAGAGUCCUUCUAGAAUUCUGCUGGUAGGCUGUGUUGUUCUGGCUUUUUCUUUGGUGACAUUUUCCGAUGGCUCUUAGUGACUUUGGACACCGCUCUGUGAUGAGGCCCCUGUUUUUUGUUUGUUUGUUUGUUUUUGUCUUGUUUUGCUUUGUUUUGUUUGUUUUCCAGGCUAAGCAGCCUUGGAGCAAAGCAGAUUAGUUCUUCCCACCAACCUUCUUGAGCUAUUUGGGAAGGUCUUGUCAAUUACAAGGACUAUGGCAUGGUUCGUCCCUGAAAGAUGCCAAGAAGUAACAUCUCAUGACAGGAAAUGAGACAGUCACUCCCAUAUUGCUUAAGAACCACAGAACUGGUGGACUAUCAACCAGUUCUCACUCCCUUCAGCCAAGACUGGCAACAAUCCCUUUUCUCUUGUUUAAAGGAAUUAGCUGAGGUUUUGGUUAGAAAGUGACAAGAUAUGAGCUGAGGACACAGCGGUCCUGACCCUAGCAGAUUUCCGUGGGCGCAUCUGACCUGGUCCAGUCAGACAGAUUGUCAGUUAUGUGCCCCCCUCCCGGAGGGGGGCUGCAAUCCUGAUACUGUGUGUGUGUGGAGCAAAUGUAGGUUCCCUGCAAUUAGAGUGUCCACUUGCAGGCCUCGCCUCUCUUCAGAAGAGUGAUGGGAAAUUCACCAAUCAGAAUGUAGCUUUGUGGCCCAUGAACGAACAAGAGUCCCUGAAGGGGGAGGAAAUCCUUAAGAUCCCUGAAAUACUUAUGCCCAGACGAACUGCCCUUCUUCAUUUCCCCCAUAUGUAGAGAGGGCGAUGAGUCAGGACACCCCGGAAGAUGACUCCGUGUGGUGGAAGAGAACGGAGUCCAAAGGGCCAAAUUUCAUAGAGAUUUCUGCCUCAGUCUAGUGUGGCUGUGUCCUUUCAUGUGAAUGGUGACCUCGGAGCGAUCAAAGGGAGAUGUGCAAUAGCAUGAACCCGGUUCCUGGUCCGGUCCUGGAAGAGUUGUGGUCGUUGGUGGCUUUUGCUGAUGAUGUUGCCACGCAAACGGUUAUUGCUUUCAUGAAGGCUGCUAUCAUUUCAGUUCUGAUAAUUGAGAGGCUGUGCUUUCAGGCUCUCCGCCUCCCCUUAACUCUUCAGGAGCGCCCCCUCCCUGUAAUACUCCUAAGUGUAUCGUGCCUCACUUACGGUUACUGCAACACAUUUGAUGGAACACACUGUCUCCUUUA
Molecule: messenger RNA, 2401 nt
Organism: Grammomys surdaster
Lineage: Eukaryota; Metazoa; Chordata; Mammalia; Rodentia; Muridae
Gene: Drgx
Product: dorsal root ganglia homeobox
Exons: 7
Coding region: 279-1070 (263 amino acids)
Biological process (GO): regulation of transcription by RNA polymerase II
Molecular function (GO): RNA polymerase II transcription regulatory region sequence-specific DNA binding; DNA-binding transcription factor activity, RNA polymerase II-specific
Source: RefSeq, a predicted model, not a curated record